Molecule: messenger RNA, 6112 nt
Organism: Durio zibethinus
Lineage: Eukaryota; Viridiplantae; Streptophyta; Magnoliopsida; Malvales; Malvaceae
Source: RefSeq, a predicted model, not a curated record
CUUCAUAAUUUUCAAUAUUCGGAAUUCUAAGCAAAUUGCAGUGUGAAAUAGUUUCUCAAUUUCUUCUUUUAAUAGAAAUGAAAAUACUAUAAAUAUUUAAAAGAAAGGACUUCGCGCAAUGUGAUGACUGAUUCAAUUUCCUUGCCAUCGGCUUAAAUAAAAAAUCCUUGCGCUUUAUGUGAAGCUAGCAACUGAGCCAGUCUUUCUUGAUAAUUGCUAUUUCAACGUUGAGAUGAUGGUCAAGAACACGUGAAAUUGUGAAUGUAAAGACAAAUUGCUGAGUUGAAGUUAAACGAAAGGCUAAAAAGUUAUAAAGAAAGACUUUGGGCAAUGUGAUGACCGAUUCAAUUAAUCUUUGCCAUUGGCUUUUAUAAAAAGUCCUUGCGCUUUCUUCUCCAUGCCCAAGUCUUUAACCUUUCUCUUGAACUGAUCUUCAUCUAAACAAUUUCCAUUCUUAACUUUCUGCUCAAACUCAUUUGCUCACUCAUUCCAAAAACCUUUUCCCCUGCUUCCCACCUUGCUGCUUUUGCAUUUUUCUAAGCUGGUUUUAGUCCCCUUGUUUUGUUUUUCCCCUUUGUUUUUCUCUGGUUUCCUCAUUCAUAGCUACUGGACAUGAAGACGAGUCUGUCCAAGCCAUUUCUUGUCUUCUCUAUACCCAAAGCUUCAACCUUUCUCCUGAACUGAUCUUUCUCUAAAACAAUUUACUUUCUUAACUUUCUGCUCAAACUCAGUUGCUCAUUCAUUCGAAAAACCCUUUCCCCUACUUCCCACAUUGCUGCUUUUGCCUUUUUCUAACCUAGUUGUAGUCCCCUUGUUCUGUUUUCCUCUUUGUUUAUCUCUGGUUCCCUCAUUCAUAGCUGCUGGAUCGGAAGACAAGUCUGUCCAAACCAUUUCUUGUCUUUACCGAUAACUGAUUACAUAUAUUGCUUGCUGUCAAUUAUCUUUGUUGUCGAUUCCUCUCCUGUUGUCUUUGUUUUGUUCUUUUAUUUGCUUUGCUGGUCUGCUUGACACAAAGAAAAAAACCAAAAAAAUGGAAGCCAUCGCUACUGGAGCUGCAGCCAAUCUUUCUUCGGAUGCUGCGAAAGGCAUCUUCCAAGAAAUCAGACGUCAUAUAAGGUAUGUGAUCAUCUAUAAGAAGAAUGUUGAGAAGUUUGAGGAGAAAAUGAAGAUGCUGUUGGCGAAAAGAGAAAGUGUGCAGAAAGAUAUCGAAGCUGCAGAAAGGAACGUGGAGAAGAUAAAACCGGACGUCGAGCUUUGGUGCAGUAAUGUGGACAAGGUAUUCGAAGAGGCGAAAAGUGUGAAGGAUCUUCAAGACAAAGCAAAGAGCAAGUGCUUCAUUGGCUUGUGCCCCAACAUCAAGUCUCGCUACCAACUUAGCAGGAAAGCUGAAGAAGUUGUCGCAGCUUUUAAUGAACACCUUCAACAAGGUGAAUUCAACAGUGUUUCAUGCCCUGCUCCUCCUCCAGACAUAGUGGAUGCAACUCCUAAAGAUUUUGAGGCCUUUGAAUCAAGAGCGAAGGUAUUUAAAGACAUCAUGGAGGCAUUGAAAGAUGGUACUACCAACUUGAUAGGGGUGUAUGGGAUGGCUGGUGUGGGCAAAACCACGCUAGUCAAAGAAGUUUAUAGACAGGCCAAAGAAGACAAGUUAUUUGAUUCGGUGACUAUGGCAUUUGUGAAUCAGAGUACUCCUGACCUUCAAAAAGUUCAAGAUCAACUUGCAGCUUCAUUGGGUUUAAAAUUAGAAGGAAAGGAUGUGGUGGUUAGAGCAGCCCGAUUGCGCGAAAGAUUGAAGAAAGAGAAGAAGGUUCUUGUUAUUUUAGAUGAUAUUUGGAAGAAACUAGAUUUGAAUGAUGUGGGCAUUCCAUUUGGAGAUGAAAAUAAGGGAUGCAACAUAUUGCUCACUUCAAGAGAUCUAAAUGUUCUAAGGAAUGAGAUGGAUGCUCGCAAAAAUUUUGCAAUAUCUGUUUUGGAAGAUAAAGAAGCUUGGGACCUGUUUAAGAAGAUGGCUGGAGACGAUGCUGAAAGUCCUGAGUUGCGAUCGACAGCAAUUGAAGUAGCCAAAAAAUGUGCAGGACUGCCUGUCGCCAUUGCAACAGUUGCAAGGGCUUUAAGAAACAAAGGCUUAUUUGCGUGGAAUGAUGCUUUGAGAAAACUACAAAGGCCUUCCCCAACAAACUUCAAAGGAAUACCAGCACAUGUUUAUUCAGCCAUAGAGUUGAGUUACCACCAUUUGGAAAGAGAAGAACUCAAACAGACAUUCGUGCUUUGCGCGCUGCUAGGUCACAACGCUUUCAUUAGAGACUUGCUGAGAUAUACAAUUGGUUUGGGUUUAUUUCAUGGUGUCAACGGAGUGGAAGAAACAAGAGAUAGAUUGUUGACAGUGGUGAGUGAACUCAAAUCCUCUUGUUUGUUGCGUGAUAGUUACACAAAUGUGCGUGUUGAUAUGCAUGAUCUUAUUUGUGAUGUGGCCUUAGCAAUCGCUUAUAGGGACUACAACGUGUUUGCACUAAAAGACGAAGAUGAUCUGGAGGAUUGGCCUAAUGGAGAGACAAUGGAAAAAUGUACCAUGAUUAGUUUGAGAUAUGCUAAUAUUAGCUAUUUUCCCAAAGAGUUGAAGUGUCCGAAACUUGAUCUUUUUCUUCUGUAUAACGAGGAUCAUUCCGUGGAAUUGCCAAUCAACUUUUUUAAGGAAACACUAAAUCUUAAAGUUUUAGAUUUGACUGAUAUGCAAUUUCAGUCCUUACCUUCCUCAAUUAGUCUCCUAACAAACCUUCGGACAUUGUGCCUAGACCUAUGUAAUUUGGGAGAUAUUGCUGGGGUUGGUGAGCUAAAAAAUUUAGAAAUUCUUAGCCUUUUCGGUUCGUAUAUUGAAAUGCUACCUAAGGAAAUUGGGGAAUUGAUCAAAUUAAGGUUGUUAGAUCUCAGUGAUUGUACCAGACUGAAAAUAAUUCCAGCAGGGGUCAUAUCGAGUUUGUCUAGAUUGGAAGAAUUGUAUAUGGGCAACAGUUUUGUUCAAUGGGAAGUAGAGAGGCAGGCCAACCAACAAAGCAAUGCUAGUCUUGCUGAAUUGAAGCUUUUGUCUCGUCUGACCACUUUAGAUGUUCACAUUCCUGAUGCCAAGAUUAUGCCAGCGGACUUGUUCUGCAAGAAGUUGGAAAGAUACAAGAUUUUCAUAGGAAAAGAAUGGGAUUGGGUUGGUGAGUGUAAACACUCAAGGACAUUGAAACUCAAGUUAAAUACAAGUGUUGAUGAGUUAGAUCAUGGAUUCAAAAUGUUUCUAAAGAAAACUGAAGAUCUAUAUUUAGAUGACAUGAAAGGUGUCAAGAUUGCACUGCAUGAGUUGAUGGAUGAGGAAGGCUUUCAGCCGUUGAAGAAUCUCCAUAUCCAAAAUGGUUCGGAGAUCGAAUAUAUCAUUAGUGAUGAUGGUGCAGCUUAUAAAAAUGAAUUUCUUCAAUUGCGAUCCUUGACACUUCAUGGUCUACCACGGCUCAUUAGCUUUUGCUUUGAAAACGGAAGAGGCUCUAAUUCUUCAUGUCAAAAUCAGUUACCGCUUUUUAGUGAAAAGUUGGCGUUCCCUUGCUUGGAGAGCCUUCGGUUGUCCUCAAUCAAUGUUGAAAGGAUAUGGCACAACCGGUUUUCAAAUGUAUCUGACUAUGGCACUCAAAAUCUAACAAGUUUGACUAUUGAGGGUUGCGACAACUUGAAACAGCUAUUAUCAUCUUCUAUGGCCAGAAGUCUAACGCAUCUUGAAUGCUUUGAGAUAGUUGGAUGCAAAUGCUUAAGAGAAGUGAUAUUUGCAGAGGAUAUAGAAGAAGAAAACAAGGCUACGAUUUCAUUUCCUCAAUUAAACUCUCUAAAGAUAAAGAAGCUUCAACAUCUUAUUGGGUUUUGUUCAGAAAGUUAUAAUGUUGAAUUCCCAUCCUUGAAGCUUCUGGAGAUAGAGCAAUGUCCUCGGUUGCGGGGAUUCAUACAUAAAUCUACAGUGGAGGAUAACCAGCAUUUCUCUCCACAAGCUCUCUUCGAUGUAAAGGUUGCGUUCCCAAGUUUGAAGCAACUGAAUAUUUCUUGGUUGAGAAAUAUGAAGAUGAUAUGGCACAAUGAACUCUCUGUCAAUUCCUUUUGCAAAUUGGAAAAAAUGGCAGUUGUCGAUUGUAAUGAGCUCUUUACCAUUUUUCCAUUUGAUUUGUUGACUACAUUUCAACAACUGCAAACUCUACAAGUAUCUAGUUGUGGUUCUAUGGAACAUAUAUUUGAACUCCAAAGGUUGAAUGUGAAUGAAACACAUGUUGUGGCUACUCAACUAAGAGAAUUGUAUGUUUCUAAUCUACCAAAAUUGAAGAAUGUUUGGAACGAGGACCCCCAAGGAAUUUUAACAUUUCAAAAUCUAAAAGAAGUAGAGGUUAGGAAGUGUUGGAGUCUGAAGAAUGUUUUUCCAGCCUCAGUUGCCAGAGUUCUUCCACAACUUAAAGAUCUUACAGUAGAUGGUUGUGCAGUGGGGGAGAUUGUUUCAAAAGCGAAAGGAUGGGAAACGAGUGUAACUAAUUUUAAUUUUGAUCAAGUGUCCUCCCUUCAGCUAUGGAACCUGCCAAAACUCGAAUGUUUCUAUCCCGGGAUGCAUACAACGAAGUGGCCAAUGUUAAAAAAGUUGAAAACAAUGCACUGCAACAAACUGAAGAUACUUGACAUCGGUUGUCUUAAUUUGCCAGAUAUGAGUGAGGACGACCAAUUGGACUCCCCGAUCCAACCACCACUUUUCUUAGUUGAAAAGGUGGUUCCCAAAUUAGAAGAAAUGUCUUUGACCAGUGAUGACAUUGCAAUAAUAUGUGAUAGCAACGUUCCCGAAGGCCUUUUCCAUGAAAUAAAAGUUCUUUAUUUGCUCUGCUACCAUGAUAUAUCUGCUAUUUUUCCAACUACCUUUCUUGAAAGAUUCAAAAAUUUGGAAAAGCUUGAGAUUUGUUGUUGCAACUUUAAUGAUUUAUUCUCCUACGAAAGAGGUGUUGGCAAGGGGACAAAUGCUCUAACACUUUCGCCCUUUAGAAACUUAAGACUGUUUGGCCUUCAUCGUCUAAAACACAUGUGGAUGCAAGGGUCACGACUUGACUACAUUCUUCCCAAUCUAGAAACAAUUGAAGUUUUCCAAUGUGACAAUAUGAUUAGUUUAGGGCUGUCCUCAACACCUUUUCAAAAUCUCAUGACUUUGAAUGUUUGGGAGUGUGGAGCAAUGAUAAACUUAGUUACAUCCUUAGCAGUCCAAAGUUUGGUCCAACUAAAAAAUUUGAGGAUAAAAAACUGUCUUUCAAUGAAAGAAAUUGUUGGAAAUGAGAGAGAUGAUGAAGCAACCACUGACAUUAUUUUCAAUAGGUUGGAAUGUUUGGAGCUUCGACAUUUACCAAGCCUUAAAAGCUUUUGUUCUGGCGAUCACACAUUUGGAUUCCCAUCUUUGGACCAAGUAAUAGUGAGCCACUGUCCUGAAUUGGAGAUCUUUUGCAAGGGAGAUUUAAAUACACCAAUUUUGCAGAGAGUACAAGUAAUUAGAGGUGAAGAUGAGCAGGUACAUUGGGAUGGUGACCUUAAUAUUACCGUCCAACAGUUGUACACAAAAAAGGGUAACUAUGAAGGAAUAGAGUGUCUGGUGCUCUCUGACACUUCUAAGGCAAUACAGAUAUGGAGGGAUAAUCUUCAAAAAAGUUUAAAUUUAAAAAAUCUUAAACUUUUGGAAGUUUGUGGAUGUAAUAGCUUGAAAUACAUAUUCACCACUUCCAUGGCUUUUGAUCUUCUGCAUUUGAAGGUUAUGAAGGUAAGAAAUUGUGUGAUGAUGGAGCAAAUUAUCAUAAAUGAUGGAGCAGAGAAAGCAACAACAAACACAAUCAUGUUCCCUUCCCUUGAAUCCAUAAUUCUUGAGUCAUGUUCAAACUUAAGAAGUUUUUAUUUGGGGCAUGAUACAGUGGAAUAUCCAAGUUUGACAAUACUUAAAGUAGAAGAUUGUCCAAAGAUGGUUGCAUUCACAACUUCGUCUCCAAGGGAGCAGAAUAUAAAGACUAUUGGUAUUGCACCAUUUUUCAGUGAUAAGGUUAGUUUUGUUUAUACAUAUGGCUCUCUACAUAGCAAAUGA